Messenger RNA from Pungitius pungitius (ninespine stickleback), 1744 nucleotides. It is a transcript of the gene tmbim4, whose product is annotated as transmembrane BAX inhibitor motif containing 4. The transcript is spliced from 7 exons. The record is from RefSeq and is a predicted model, not a curated record. Gene Ontology annotation, biological process: negative regulation of apoptotic process. The coding region runs from base 117 to 827 and encodes 236 amino acids. NCBI's taxonomy places the organism in Eukaryota, Metazoa, Chordata, Actinopteri, Perciformes, Gasterosteidae.
GUCACUUCCUGCCUCUGGUCACUAGUGCCGCCUCUCAAACACAAGUGUUUCCGUAUUCGGUUGAAGCACAGUUGCAACCUUUCUUUUUUGAGUGUAGAACCCGCUGAACAAACACAAUGAGUACUGAAAAGUACCCCAGAUCUUCCAUAGAAGACGACUUUAACUAUGGCACUAAUGUCGCCACUGCCAGUAUACAGAUACGUAUGGACUUCCUCAGGAAGGUGUACACACUCCUGAGCUUACAGAUCAUCCUGACUACAGCCACCUCGGCCCUCUUCAUGUUCUCUCAAACCAUCAAGGAGUUUGUCCACGCCAGUCCUGCUGUGGUGUUGGUUUCGGCUCUGGGCUCUCUGGUUGUUCUGGUAGCCUUGGCUGUGUACAGGCACCAGCAUCCAGUCAACCUCUACCUGCUGCUCGUAUUUACUCUGCUGGAAGCCGUUUCUGUGGCCACAGCUUUGACAUUCUAUGAAUACUCUACUGUACUGCAAGCCUUGUUCCUGACCUGUGCUGUGUUUGCUGGACUGACAAUCUACACCUUCCAGUCCAAGAGAGACUUCAGCAAAUUGGGAGCAGGAUUGUUUGCCUGCCUGUGGAUCCUCCUCAUUGCAAGCUUCAUGAGGUUCUUCUUCGACAGCGACACCACUGAGCUGGUCAUGUCUGGAGCGGGGGCUCUCGUCUUCUGUGGCUUCAUCAUCUACGACACCCACCUGCUGAUGAAGCAGCUCUCGCCCGAGGAGCACAUCCUGGCCUCCAUCAACCUCUACCUGGACAUUGUCAACCUCUUUCUGCACAUCUUGCGUCUACUGGAUUCUAUGAAGAAACACUGAAAGCCUCUUCGCUCAGCUCACUGUAGAGACCCAAAUAAGGGCUUGAUUACCCAUUGAUCUUUCGGGCUUGGUGUCUGCAUUACAUUCUUCGGUUAUAAUUGACCCCUUGUAUUUAGUUAUUCAGCUUUAUAGCGAUGUGGAACCUGAUGUGAUGUUUGGUGUGAUGUGAAACCAGAAUGUACUCAUGACUUUGGGAAACCGCUCUGGCACUUUAAGGCACACCACAGGGUUUGAUAAAAAGCCCAGUAGUGCCCCUAGCUGGCCUAUUUACUAUUCCAUCUGUUUUGGCUCAUUUUAGGAAGAGUGAGCUAAAGCUAAUGCAGUCCAACACACAAGUCCUGCAGUAAAUCUGAAUGCUGUUUUCAAGUAGGUUUCUCCAACAGUGUCUCUCAUUGGGAUUUCCCAUCAUUUAUCAUUCCACUCAUUUAUUCCCUAACUGAAUUUAUUGUUAAAUGUCUUCAAACAUUAGUAAUAUGUAUUCCAAUCACUGCACCCCUCUCAUGAUGCACAACUGCAAGAAGAUGACAUUAUUUUUAAUGAAGCGCAUGCCUGGGUUCAUUAAUAUGUGUGAUUGUACAUAUUUUGAUGUUGUAAAUGUAUAAGUGUACAGUUUAGUACUGCAGUUAAUACUGUGACUGUUGAACUAAUCUGAAGCAUUGGGAUAUGGUUGAAUGUUAUUACUAUUCCUAUUGAAAGAUUCAAUAAAUGGAACAUUUGGAAUGUGUUUCAGCUUUAAACUACAGUCAUGCGUGUCUUAAUGAGAUCUAAUUGAGUGUUGGUUUUGUAGUGCAAUAACAGCAGAUUUAUGUAUGUAUGAUUGACCCUUUAACUGCUUUGAACUUUGUUGUUAAAUAUUCUUUAUGGAGCUGUCACUCAUGGGAAAAUAAAGAUUGCAAUAUUUACCGAAUGGAAAAUUC